UCAAAUUUUCAGUUUAUUUUCGUCUCUGUAACUCUUCAAGAAUCCGUUUCUUUUCACUUCAAAACCUCGUCUUUCAAAUAUGCAGAUAUUCGUUAAAACCUUCACCGGCAAGACCAUAACUCUGGAGGUGGAGAGUUCUGACACCAUCGAUAAUGUCAAGGCCAAGAUUCAGGAAAAAGAAGGUACCCCACCUGAUGAGCAGCGACUUAUCUUCGCCGGAAAACAGCUUGCGGAUGGAAGGACACUCGCGGAUUACAACGUCCAGAAGGAGUCAACACUCCGUCUUGUUCUUCUCGGGCUUCGCGAUGGGAUGCAGAUUGUUGUCAGGACAUUGAAAGGGAAGCCAUUUACCCUGGAGGUGGAGAGGUCAGAUGCCAUUGAGGAUGUGAAGGCCAUGAUUCAGGAGAAGGUGGGGAUCCCACAGGAACAGCAGAGACUGUUAUAUUUGGGAGAGAUGUUGAAGGAUGCACGUACCCUUGAUGAUUAUCAAGUACACUCCGCCGUUUGCCCUUGGGUGAUGCUGAUUGUUAAUAAACCUUUUAGCCGUCUGUGAUAUAACUGAAACUAGAUUUUAGAAUGCUUAUGCAGCUUCAUGAUUCUGCAGAAUUCAAGAACUAUUAUGCUAUUUUUUUUUUAUAUUUCUGUACCAUAAAAGGAAAAAACUAAGGAUUCAACAUA
Molecule: messenger RNA, 678 nt
Organism: Ricinus communis (castor bean)
Lineage: Eukaryota; Viridiplantae; Streptophyta; Magnoliopsida; Malpighiales; Euphorbiaceae
Product: polyubiquitin
Exons: 1
Coding region: 80-553 (157 amino acids)
Biological process (GO): protein ubiquitination; modification-dependent protein catabolic process
Cellular component (GO): cytoplasm; nucleus
Molecular function (GO): protein tag activity; ubiquitin protein ligase binding
Source: RefSeq, a predicted model, not a curated record